This is a messenger RNA of Acaulospora colombiana, 1604 nucleotides long. NCBI's taxonomy places the organism in Eukaryota, Fungi, Glomeromycota, Glomeromycetes, Diversisporales, Acaulosporaceae. The record is from the annotation of a GenBank genome assembly.
CUGGUUUUCCAAGCAUUGUCAUGUAUCCUCCGAGUGCAAAGACCAAAGAUAAGGUCGAUAAAAAGCACAUUAUCUACAUGGUCACAAGAAUCACACAAGCAUUCGCCGUGUACCCGGACCGCCCCGAGCUGAUCAACCAGAGCUCCUUGUUCAAGGUUGAAGGAACUAUUAAAGACGAGCAGCACCUCUUCUUGGAUCGUGAACUCGCUGAAGUUCUUGAUCCUCGAAUCUAUGAAACUUCCCAAGUCAGAGGAUCGUUGAUGAAUAUCUUGAUUCAACGUUCAGGCGGACCUUCGUUGCCACCGCUCAACUUUGACGGUGCCCAACCAGAUCAUAGUCAAGGACGCAGUAUGCUUUCCACCAUCCGCGAGCAAAGCACCUUCAGUACUGAUAACCGAAUGGAUGCUCCAGGUGCUAAUCCCAUGCAGAAUGGCGUCCAUAACCAGAACAACCCUCCACAACCUUUGGGUGCUCAAAAUGCUCGUCCACAAGAGAUAAAUCGGCCACCAACGGCGCCUGGUCAAGAUACCAGCGCCCCUCACUCUCCGGGUUCCUUUUCACAGACUUCUGCCAGGCAAGCCGCGGGUCAAAUGGGCCAAAGAGGAAAUGACGGGAGAACAUGGUCUCCGACUCCUUCAAACAGCAGUGGCCGUCCUCAAAUUACGAUUCCUGGCUCCCAACCUCCUCCAAAUAUGGCCGUAAAUAACGCCCAAAGAACCGGAUCGCCACUUUCGGUGGUCAAUGGCAAUCAACAGAGGCAAGAUCCUUCCAGGGUCGAUACGCCAAAUCACCAGCAUCUUCCUUCCAUACCUUCGAUGCGGACGCCACCGGCCGCUGGUGUCGCCAAUCCCAUGGAAGCCUCCCAUCCUGGGCCUAACGGGAUUUCCAUGCAACAAUCAACUAGCUGGAAUAACGCGCCUGUUACAUCUGCACCUGCCAAUACAAGGCCCAACGGUCCGCCGGCCUCUCAGCCUCAAGAACAAAGGAACAGCCAAAUAUACAAUGAAGAAGGCGCAUUGUAUAUGCUUUCGCAGAUGGAUGAGCCGCCAGAAGUGUCGCCCCUUCAAAACUUGCCCCCUCAGCCUUUGCCUCCUAGAUUAGCUGCACUUGAGAGGCAUAGAGCUAAUUCGGGAAGCAUUGAUGAUGCGGAACCGUCCCCUUUUGCUAGCACAAGUAAUACAAAUUCGCCGUUCGCUAGCACCGGAAGUUUCGCGGCGGCCGGUGCCAUGGCACCUCACCCUAACGCAUUCUCCAAUGCAUUUGCGAGCGGAAGCGGCAACGUUAAUGCAACCAGAAACACACCGACCGUAAGCGAAGGCUUGGCAAGGAUGACAUCUGAAUACGAUCGUGCACCUCAAGGGCAAACAAAAAUAGUUCAGUCCCAAAAAUCUACUUCCUCCUUACCUCGACCAGCGGACCAAUCUUCAAUGAACGCAACAAAUAAUUUAGGCCCUCCUCGCAAUGAGAGUCCGAUAGCACGAGCCACUGUUACUGCUUCACCUCUACCUCUGAGCGCGAAGCCCGCGGAGGAAACGGAAGACGUUCUGCAUAACGCAGAUGCUUUAGCGGCACUCACCUUUGCGGAAUCUCCUGAUCUACCGGAG